AUGAAGUCGAUGGUAGCGCAAAGUGUAUUGAUUGAAGAAAGUGACGACGAAGUAUUAGACAUGCUAUUGGAUGAAGCAAUACCAACAGAAACAGGCUUCCCAGACAGAGUAAUGUCAGUCACUGAUACAAUUGCUCAACAGGCCGUUUAUCCAGAGACUCAUCCCGUACCACCACCGAACAAUAAUGAGAAUGAUGGGGAAGCAGUGAUACAUGGCAACAGUAGAUGUGAUCCUGGUAACGAAAUAAGCCUUUUUUUUCCUUUUCCUGACGAAAAAUUUGUUUGCUGUACUGCUAUGCACAUGGGAUAAUGAGACCCAAGGUAAGGGAUAGAUUGAAUUGCUUGUUUUAAUAUUGACUUCUUUUUUCGCGUUUUCUAAAUCACGCACAAGAUUGCACCAAAAACAAAUGUCACACGUUAAUAUGAGGUAUGAGUCUCUUUGGCUUUAUGGUAAAGCGGUUCGUGUACAAGAGUGUGGCAUAUAUUAAUCGGUUUCAUGAAACGUUCAAAUUAUUUUGUGACACAUAAACUAUUUGAAUUGUCACAAAUUUAGCAGCCAGCUUAUUGGGAGCUAUAAUUAACACCGAAUAUAACUAUUAUUAUAUAAAUGGCAAAAAUUACUGCAAUUUAAUUGGUCAAGAUUGAAAUUAUUUGUUAAUUGCCACUCUCCAGAAAAAAGGAACAUGGUGGCUCAACUGUAAAUACAAAGUAUAAUAUGUACAAUCACAACAAAAGAAAACCUUUGACUGGGUCAUUUAAGUAGUAUUAAUCGUAUUCGCCUUACAGGGGGCUUAAGUAUUUUUUAUACAGAUACACGUCAUACUGCAUAAAACAAUUUCAAAGCAUUUAUAUGAUGUUUGAUUUUUCUAUUUUCAGUCGAGAGUCGAUUUGGAAUUCCUGUGGAUGUUACUGGAGCGUCUAGGAGUUUCAACACCAUCUCUCGAUUCCAUUUUAUCAUUUCAAAUAGAUGGAUUAGAAAUGCUACCAGUAAAAAAGGUAUUUAUAGCUAGUGAACAGUGGGAAGUCUAUGCCGUAGACACAGAGGAUGUCUUAUUAUGUCGUAUGUAAAUGUCGGGGUUACAUUACAAUUGUCAUUUCAAAUAGAUGGAUUAGAAAUGCUACCAGUAAAAAAGGUAUUUAUAGCUAGUGAACAGUGGGAAGUCUAUGCCGUAGACACAGAGGAUGUCUUAUUAUGUCGUAUGUAAAUGUCGGGGUUACAUUACAACUACUGUAGUAAUAUCUAGGGCUUCCACAAUUGAAGGAAAUUUCCUUCAAAAAGACCUGUGGGGGAGAGGUCAAUAUUAUAAUUGCAUAUAUUACAAUUUUUUUCAAAAGUCCUUUGUCUCACUUUUGGCAAAUUCCCUCCCCCAAUAUGAGGGCAGCCCUAUGCAAAUAAGUUUUGUUAGCCCUGGUAAUGGCCGCUAACAAUAAAACAAUGCCAUGAAAUGACACAUUAUGCAAUCAGAUUUUAUGUUAUUUAAUCAGGCAUAUGGCGAUCAGCAUCCAUUCUACUGGAUUCCACCCUCCAAGCAUAUAAAAAUGCAAUUGGCCACUCCACAUGUUGCUGAACAACUCAACCGAUACCCCAAACUGACAGAAAACAAAAUCCAAGGGAUGUGUAAAGUAAGUUAAUAUUAUUUUGAUGCCUGCUGCCCUGAAUCCUCAAUGCAACCUAUACUAUCUUUACUAUACCGUAGGGCAGAAAAUGGCGUGUUUGCAACCAGUUUCAGACAUCUUCUGCAACUGUCAAUGGCCAAACUGUGUUUGUGGGAGACGUUGUUGGGUUUUAUGGAAGAGACAACAGCAAGGCUUAUGGACAAAUUAUGGAUAUGAAUUUAACAUUCUAUGUUAUCAAUCUUUCAGGAGGUGAAUAACUUGAGUUCAUGUGUGAGAUUCUAAAAGUUUAUGUUCAUUGCCACAUGUUCACAGAUUAUUUGGUUAUUUUGGAAGACCUCGAUGUGCUUAAAAUCAAUGAAAUUGAUGAGAUAUGUGAAAUUUCCCUGGCGUACAAGGAUGUCAAUGGUGUUAUUUACAGCCUUACUCCAGAGGUAUGUACGAUGCUAGGUACGUUUAGAUGGUAUUCAUUAAGGUAGUCUGAGUUCUGAAUCUCUUUUAAUUUAGGAAAUAAUUUUCCACUCCACUGCACAUCCGAUGAAAAUAGCAGUAAAUGGAAGGCAGACAUUGACUCUUCCACUGGUCAUCUUCCUCAACGAAACCAGUGGGAACAGGUCAAAGAAAUGGGACAAACUGGAAACAUAUUCCUUUUUUCUUGCAAGUCUGCCUAGAGAAGAAGUUACCAAAUUUAGUAACAUAAACUUUGUUUUGUGUUUCAAAUUUGUUAGACUCUGAAACUCUGGGCAAAGUUAUUGCAGAAGAUCUGUUAGGUAGAUCUGUUAGAUCUGAAGAUAGUUUUAGUCUAUAGUAUACAUAGAAACGUUUUGACCUAAUUAAUAGGUUUAAAUUCUUAAAAUGCUGUGAUAUACAGCCAAACUAAGUUUGAUACAUGUUCUCCCUUUAGAACUUGAGACUGGAAUGGUAAUGUACGACUCAUUUACUCAAGCAGAGAUUUUUGUCCAGUGCCCAAUCCUCUGUGUCUUGUGUGACAAUCCAAAGGCAUCAGAAAUUUGCCAUCAUCUUGGCAGUACAGCACAGCAUUUCUGUAGGAAUUGUGAUGUAAGUUUUGACUCUGCAUUUUGCUAUUUUUAGGAUGUUUUGAAUUCAAUUAAAUAGCACCUGUUGCAAUCACCAUCUAUAUGCUCCAGGAAUCUAAGUUGGCAGUUAACUCUUAUACUAAUUAUAUUUUAAUUGUACAGGCAACAUCUGGAAAUGCCUUUCAACUGGGUCAACCAAGGACAGACAUAGCUGUAAAAAGCACUGGGGCACGGAUAAAUAAUUGCAG
Paramuricea clavata is the source of this 2898-nucleotide messenger RNA. The record is from the annotation of a GenBank genome assembly. Lineage: Eukaryota; Metazoa; Cnidaria; Anthozoa; Malacalcyonacea; Plexauridae.